ACAGAUGGUGUCUGAAAAAUAUCGAAAUUGGCGCCGCUUUUCUCUGGUUUCUCUUUCUCUCUCUACAAUCCCCUUUCUUCUCUCUUCUGAAAAUUGUCAACCCAGAUUUGAAAUUCCCAAAUUCCAAAAACAGGGUUCACUUUUGAUUUCUCUUUCGCCAUGUCUAUUCGUAGAAGAACCUUGCUUAAAGUUAUCGUCCUUGGCGAUAGUGGGGUUGGUAAAACGUCAUUAAUGAAUCAAUAUGUACACAAGAAGUUCAGUCAGCAAUAUAAAGCUACAAUUGGAGCUGAUUUCGUGACAAAGGAGCUUCAAAUUGAUGACAGGCUUGUUACACUCCAAAUAUGGGAUACGGCCGGUCAAGAGAGAUUCCAGAGUCUUGGAGUUGCAUUUUAUAGAGGUGCAGAUUGCUGUGUUUUGGUCUAUGAUGUUAAUGUAAUGCGAUCCUUUGAUAACCUUGACAAUUGGCAUGAAGAAUUUCUCAAACAGGCUAAUCCGCCAGACCCUAAAACAUUUCCUUUCAUAUUACUGGGGAACAAGAUUGAUAUAGAUGGUGGAAAUAGCCGAGUGGUUUCUGAGAAGAAAGCAAAGGAGUGGUGUACUUCUAAAGGGAUACCUUACUUUGAGACAUCAGCAAAAGAGGAUAUAAAUGUUGAUGCUGCAUUCUUAUCUAUUGCAAAAACUGCCUUGGCCAAUGAGCAUGAGCAGGAUAUAUACUUCCAAGGCAUUCCAGAGGCAGUUUCAGAGACUGAACAAAGAGGUGGCUGUGCAUGCUAAGGCGGAUAUAGUAAUUCCAUCGAGUGCCAUACUUGAUCCAUGUUGUUGCGUAUUAUUCCUGCAACCGUAUCAUAACUCUCCGGCCAUAGCCAUUCUUUUGUACCCACUAUUUUAUAUACUACUAUUUGAUUUCUUCAGUGUUGUUUUGGGAAGAGAAGCAUCUUUUGUUACAUUUCAGUUACUGGAAGGUAGAGAAACUCAGAAGGAUUUCACUUAGUAUUGCAGUUGGCUUUGACAGAGAUUAUAACUGUGCAUCUUUUUUUUUUCUUCUCCAUUGGGUGGUUGGUUUUAUUGUAUAAUCUGAAAGAGCUGUAUUUUUCUACAUCUACGUAUAAUAAUGUGUUGGACUGGUAA
Solanum pennellii is the source of this 1128-nucleotide messenger RNA. Its product is annotated as ras-related protein Rab7. Gene Ontology annotation, molecular function: GTPase activity; GTP binding. The record is from RefSeq and is a predicted model, not a curated record. The transcript is spliced from 7 exons. Lineage: Eukaryota; Viridiplantae; Streptophyta; Magnoliopsida; Solanales; Solanaceae. The coding region runs from base 160 to 774 and encodes 204 amino acids. Gene Ontology annotation, cellular component: vacuolar membrane.